ACGGGGCGGGGCCCGCAGCGCCCCCUGGCGGAGCGGGGGAGCGGCCGCGAUGCUGCGGCUGCUGCGGUUCCGGGGGGCCGCGGGCGGGGGGCCCCGGCUGGGGCUGGAGGCGGCGCCCGGGGGGGACCUGGUGGAUCUGAGCGCGGCGGAGCCCGAGCUGCCCCGAUCCAUGCGGGACUUCCUGGAGAUGGGACCCCGCGGGCUGGAGCUCGCCCAGAGAGCGCUGCAGUCGGGGCGGCACCGCGUGCCCCGGGGGGCGGCACGGCUGCUGGCCCCGCUGGGGGACCCCCAGAAGGUGAUCUGCGUGGGGCUCAACUACCACGACCACUGCCGGGAGCAGGCUGCCAGCGUGCCCCGGGAGCCCCUCAUCUUCAGCAAGUUCCCCAGCGCCAUCGCCGGCCCCUUCGAUGACAUCGUGCACCCCCAGGACACCAGCGAGCUGGACUGGGAGGUGGAGCUGGCGGCUGUCAUCGGGAAGAGGGGGCGGCACAUCCAGGAGGAGGUGGCCCUGGAGCACGUGCUGGGCUACACGGUGGCCAACGACGUGAGCGCCCGGGACUGGCAGAUGCGGCGCAACGGGCGGCAGUGGCUGCUGGGGAAAACCUUCGACACCUUCUGUCCCCUGGGGCCGGCCAUUGUCACCAAGGAGGCGGUGCCAGACGUGCACAAGCUGUGGAUCCGCUGCAGCGUCAACGGGCAGCGCAUGCAGGACAGCAACACCCAGCACCUCAUUUUUGGGGUGCCCGCCCUGGUCGCCUGGGUGUCCCGGUUUGUCACGCUGGUGCCUGGGGACAUCCUGCUGACGGGCACCCCUGCGGGAGUGGGGGUCUUUCGGAAACCGCCCGUUUUCCUCAAGCGCGGUGACGUGGUGCAGUGUGAGAUUGAGGAGCUGGGCAGCAUCUGCAACAGGGUGGUGUGAUGGUGGCACCCCAGGUCCCACCACCCCCCCAGGUCAAUAAAUUCAGGAGCCUUUGGGUCA
Passer domesticus (house sparrow) is the source of this 979-nucleotide messenger RNA. RefSeq names its product fumarylacetoacetate hydrolase domain-containing protein 2-like. Gene Ontology annotation, molecular function: catalytic activity. The record is from RefSeq and is a predicted model, not a curated record. Lineage: Eukaryota; Metazoa; Chordata; Aves; Passeriformes; Passeridae. The coding region runs from base 50 to 919 and encodes 289 amino acids. The transcript is spliced from 8 exons.